GCGAACAACCAUAUAGCGAGGGCAGCGUAACCGAGGCGAUACGAUACGACAUAAUAUAGCAUCGGUACCAUUGGGUCUACGUUCCAGGAGCGAAAGAAAAGACGAAACGAGACGAGACGAAAGGCCACCGGAGACAGCGACGUCGCGGGUGUUAAGUUACUAAAUAGCAAACAGAAACUACCGACCACCGACCGAUUGCAGUGAAUGAAAUAUCCAAUAAUUUCGAGUGACAUUCGCCACAAAUCAAUCGAUCGUUCGAUUUGAAACCUGAUUUGUAGAGUUCGUUUCUGCCAGUGUGUGUGUGCAUGUAAGCCAUGGGUUCUGGGCGAGCGAGUGAGAUAGAGCGAGAACACUGAUUCGACUCGAUUCGAUUCGAUUCGAUUCGAUUGGAUUUGAUUCGAAUUCAAUUACAAAAUUCAUUGAGUGUCAAUUACAAACCGCAAGAAAACAACCCGCACGCACAAAUCUCUCAGCGGAGAUUCGGAAAGAUACCAAGAUCCACAUCCAGAUCCAGAUUCCCGAACAUCCAGAGAUCCAGCCAGAGUCAGAGUCAUAAAUCAUGCCAACGACAUUGAUGUUGCUGCCGUGCAUGCUGCUGUUGCUGCUGACCGCCGUUGCCGUUGCUGUCGGCGGCACGCGACUGCCGCUCGAGGUGUUCGAGAUUACGCCGACCACAUCCACGGCGGACAAGCACAAGAGUCUGCAGUACACCGUCGUCUACGAUGCCAAAGAUAUUUCAGGAGCAGCGGCAGCAACUGGAGUGGCGACCAGUACAGUGAAGCCCGCCACCGAGCAACUGACCGUUGUGAGCAUUUCCUCCACGGCGGCUGCGGAGAAGGAUCUGGUCGAAUCGCGGCGACAUGCGCGACAAAUGUUGCAGAAACAGCAGCAGCAUCGCAGCCUCAUCGGCGGCAAGCACGGCGAUCGGGAUGUGCGCAUCCUCUACCAAGUGGGGGACUCUGAGGAUGAUUUGCCCAUCUGUGCACCGAAUGCAGUUUGCUCCAAGAUCGAUCUAUACGAAACCCCGUGGAUCGAGCGACAAUGUCGUUGUCCCGAAUCAAAUCGCAUGCCCAACAACGUGAUCAUCCAUCAUCACAGUCAUUCCUCGGGAUCGCUGGAUUCCCUAAAGUACAGGAACUACUACGAAAGGGAGAAGAUGAUGCAGCACAAGCGAAUGCUGUUGGGUGAAUUUCAGGAUAAGAAAUUCGAAAGUCUGCAUAUGAAGAAGCUAAUGCAGAAGCUGGGCGCCGUCUACGAGGAUGAUUUGGAUCAUCUGGAUCAGUCGCCGGACUAUAAUGACGCCCUGCCCUAUGCGGAGGUGCAGGAUAAUGAGUUCCCCAGGGGAUCGGCGCACAUGAGGCACUCCGGGCACCGGGGAUCCAAAGAACCAGCAACCACGUUCAUUGGCGGCUGUCCCAGCAGUUUGGGCGUGGAAGAUGGCCACACCAUCGCCGAUAAGACUAGGCACUACAAAAUGUGCCAGCCGGUGCAUAAGUUGCCAGUUUGCAAACAUUUCCGUGACUACACUUGGACUUUGACAACAGCAGCCGAGUUAAAUGUUACGGAGCAGAUAGUCCACUGCCGGUGUCCACGGAAUUCGGUGACAUACCUGACCAAGAGGGAGCCCAUUGGCAAUGGCAGUCCGGGCUACAGAUAUCUCUUCGCCUGCUCUCCCCUGACGCGGCUUCGUUGUCAGCGAAAACAACCGUGCAAAUUGUUCACGGUGCGAAAGCGUCAGGAAUUCCUGGACGAGGUCAACAUUAACUCGUUGUGCCAGUGCCCCAAAGGACACCGCUGUCCCAGUCAUCACACGCAAUCCGGCGUGAUAGCCGGCGAGAGUUUCCUGGAGGACAACAUACAGACAUAUUCCGGUUACUGCAUGGCCAACGAUUGAGUGCAUCGCCCAAAGGAUCAUUCCACACAUAAUAUAUAUAGAAUACACUUUGUAAAGGAAGAUAGAGUGAGCGGAGGAGCAGCAGCUACUAUAUAGAUAUCGACUGAGCCAAUUGAGUCUCGCCAAGUUACCAACUAAUGAACUAAUGAGAAGGGAAAAACGAAGAAAUACAAGCUAGGAACUUAAAAUGCACUUCCACACAGAUCAUUUUCCAAGUUUUCCAGAGAGAGAGAGAGAGCGUGUUUCUUUUGCUACCAAAUUUUGGUCAUAAAACGUAUGAUAUAAAUAUUUAAUUAGUUUUAAGCAUCGAUAUGUGCGCAGUUUGUUAUACAAAUAAUUUGUAAUGAAUAUUUAUGAAAACAAGAGCAAAACCUGCAACGAAGGAGGGCAUACAUGCCCUCCACAAUGUAAUAUAGCAACAAACUAUACUUGUAAUCUAACCCGCAUAAAUUGUAUAUAUCUUAAUAUAUGUCUAACGAAAACAGUUUCGAUUAUAAUUUAAACGGAAAUUACGCGGAGCAACGCAGCAAACGUCAAAGAGCAGGAUGUGCCAAAUGUUCAGAUGGGGUGCACUUAGUUAACAUAAGGAUGUAUCAUUAUUGAAUAAUUCAUAGCGAAGGCAGUUUGAAACUGUGGCAACUCUGGAAGCUAUUUUAGUGCAAUUUUUGUGACGCCUUCAAAGCCACUUCACCGGAAUUUGAGCAAGGAAAUUAGAAAUUUAUUUAGAAAUUGCGCAAAGGCUUUUAACUAAACGUAUAGUAACCACCAUGACUCCUCCUCUUCCCACUAAAUUAUGCAUAUGUACAUCCAUUUAAGCAACAAGAUUUUAUUUAUCUUAAAACGAGCAACGAAUUUUGUCGAUGUUUCGGUUUAAACACUUUGUAAAAAGGCAAAAAUAAACAUUAAUUUAUGAACAAA
Molecule: messenger RNA, 2812 nt
Organism: Drosophila sechellia
Lineage: Eukaryota; Metazoa; Arthropoda; Insecta; Diptera; Drosophilidae
Gene: aos
Product: protein argos
Exons: 4
Coding region: 560-1894 (444 amino acids)
Source: RefSeq, a predicted model, not a curated record